Merops nubicus (carmine bee-eater) is the source of this 1108-nucleotide messenger RNA. Its product is annotated as A.superbus venom factor 1-like. Lineage: Eukaryota; Metazoa; Chordata; Aves; Coraciiformes; Meropidae. Gene Ontology annotation, molecular function: endopeptidase inhibitor activity. The record is from RefSeq and is a predicted model, not a curated record.
GGUCUCCACAAAGAUUCUGCCCAUCUACCUGAAGGACUCCAUCACCACGUGGGAGGUCCUGGCCGUCAGCCUCUCGGAGAACAAGGGGCUGUGUGUGGCCGACCCCUACGAGAUCACGGUGAUGAAGAACUUCUUCAUCGACCUGCGCCUGCCCUACUCGGUGGUGAGGAACGAGCAGGUGGAGAUCCGGGCCGUCCUCUACAACUACUGGGAGUACCCCAUCACGGUGCGCGUGGAGCUGAUGUACAACCCGGCCCUCUGCAGCGCCUCCACCUCCAAGUCGCGCUACCAGCAGAUCAUCAAGAUGAAGGCCCAGUCGUCCUGGGCGGUGCCCUUCGUCCUCGUGCCCUUGCACCUGGGGCUGCACGACGUGGAGGUGAAGGCGGCCGUGCGGGGCAAGGACGGCGACGGCGUCAAGAAGAGGCUCAAAGUUGUGGAUGCGGCUGGGAGGCUGGAGAAGACGGUGAAGAUCAUUGAGCUGGACCCGCAGAACAAGGGAAAAAACGGGGUGCAGGAAGAGCAGGUGAAGGCGCUGAACCUCUCGGACAUCGUCCCCAACACCGAGUCCGAGACCAGAGUCAGCAUCCAAGGCAACCCCAUGUCCAUCCUGGUGGAGAAAGCCAUCGAGGGCAGCAAGCUGAAGCACCUCAUCGUGACCCCCUCGGGGUGCGGGGAGCAGAACAUGAUCGGGAUGACCCCCACGGUCAUCGCCACCCACUACCUGGACAGCACGGCCCAGUGGGAAAACCUCGGCAUCGACCGGCGCGCAGAGGCCAUCAACCUGAUCAAAAAGGGUUACACCCAGCAGCUCGCUUUCCGGAAGAAGGACAACUCCUACGCCGCCUUCCUCGGCCGACCGUCGAGCACCUGGCUGACGGCCUACGUGGCCAAAGUCUUCGCCAUGGCCAUCAAGCUGGUGGACAUCGAGCCCGAGGUGGUGUGUGGCGCUGUGAAAUGGCUCAUCCAAAAGAUGUUCCAGAAAGCGGCGCCCGUCAUCCACAGGGAGAUGGUGGGUGGCUACGAGGGGGCUGAGCCCGACGUGUCCCUCACAGCCUUCGUCCUCGUGGCGCUGCAGGAGGCCAAGGACAUCUGCAAGGACUUUGUCAAC